AUGGAUAAAAUGAAAGAAGGUUUGCAGCGACGAGCGCGUCGAAUGCAAGAAAAUAUACAGCAGUCAGUUGGACUUUCCGAAAAAAGAGAUGAACUGCAAAAUGUUACACAUUUGGAACAAAGAAAUCAAAAAAUCGUAAGUGCUAUCAAGAAUACCCGUCAAAAUCUGCAGUCUUGUAUACGAAGCGGUAGUAAAGAGGAUACACUUGAUAAGCGAAAGCGUCGAGUGGAAGAGUAUGGAUUGUGGCAGCAGUUACAUUCGGAUGCAAAAGAGGUCGAGAAUGCAUUUCCAAGAGAUGAACCACCUUUAUUAGCUAAUAUAUUGCGAAUGUACGGUGAGGUGAUCGGAGCGAUCAUCGAAGAAAAAGUUCUUACUGAACAAUUGAUCGAGAAGAAUGUUAUUGAUGCAUUCACGAAGUAUAUCGAGGAAGAAAAGGCACUCUCAAAGGCCAAAGAGAAACUAACACGCACGGCAGUAGAUGCAGAGGUGUGUCGGAAAAGGCGUCAAGCAACUCAUGAUGAAGUGAAAGCGCACGACAUUCAGGAUGAAUAUGAUAAGUUGCAAAUUAAACUCGAUAAUUGCAAGGAUAUUGUGUACGCGGAUAUUUAUUCACUCGCUUCAAAAGAAGCUGAAAUGGGAAUCGUAUUUAAAGAUUUAGUUGAUGCUCAAAUUGAAUACCACCGACGUGCUCUGCAAAAAUUCGAAAACAUUCUCCCGGACAUUGACCGAAAAAUAGCGUCGUAUUCUCGUCGACCAGUGUUCGGUUGUCAUUUGGAGGAUCAUUUACGUCAUACAAACCGUUCAAUUGCUACUGUUCUAGAAGUCUGUUGUUCGGCAUUGAAACGCUACGGUUUUAAUGAAAAGGGUUUAUUCCGAGUGAAUGGUCAUAACAAUCGUAUUCGACGUCUGAAAUGUGCAUUUGAUGCACAUCAAAUAACUGCACAGUCAACCGAAUUAAGUGAAUAUAUCAAUGAUCCGCAUUCGAUUUGUUCCGUUUUGAAAUGUUACCUUCGAGAGUUACCUGAACCUUUAAUGACACAUCAGUUGCACUCUCAAUGGGUUCAUAUUGCAAGAAUGGAUGCAGAUCAUAGAUAUGAUGCUAUCAAGAAGUUGUUACCGUCACUUCCUGAAGAUAAUCGUCGUAAUCUGGCGUAUUUGAUUCAUUUUUUGAAACUGAUGCUCAAUCAUCAAGAUCAAACUAUGAUGAAUGUUGGAAAUUUAUCGAUUGUUUUUGGGCCGAAUCUAAUUGAUGGAGGAACGGAAACACAAUCGGAAACUAUGCUUGGUUCAAAGCUUGUUGAGACACUUCUCAUUAAUGUGGAUAAAUUCUUUCCGAAAGAUAAAUUCAAUUUCAAUUUUGAUUCACCUUUAACAGAUUCGUUUAAUCAGCGUCUGACUGAUUUGAGUGGUGGCUUCGAAGCGAACGAACGAACUGCCACCCCUCAGCGUUCCAUUCAGCAGUCACCAAACACCACAGAUAACAGCAGCAACUCCACAAUUGGGAGUACAGCUCCAGUGGCAGCAAAGUCAAGAACUGAAGUAGCAUGUGAGAAACAAGCAGCAUCAUCAACUCCAUCUCUCACUAGACCCAGGUGUCCCGCACCUCCCCCUCCUUUUCGCCAACAAUCAUCAAAUAUCACCAGUGCAAUCUCGUCAAGUCUAGAGCAUUUAAAUACGUCCUUAAUGGGCAAAAGCCAGUUCAGUGAUUCGUCAUCGAACGAUUCUAUGGCUGAAUAUGCAUAUAGUAACCCCUGUGCAGCCAAUGAUAACUCGAGUGCUAUAAAGGACUUGAUCAAUUCAUCAGGUCUGUUAAAGCUGGAUGUAGAUGAAUCGUCAUCGAUAAUGAGUCGUUCAUUGAACGAACAGCAAUUACCACGUCCAAACAGACCACCACCUCCCCAAUAUCAUCAGUCAUCACUAAAAAAAAAUCGCUCAUCAAAUGAUGAUAAUAAAGCGUCAGUCUUCGCAAAUCGACCGCUUUCCUAUAUGAAUGCCAUCGACUCAUUAUCGCAACAGCAAAACAUCACAACCACGAGCGCACCACCUCGAACCACCACGUCAAUCAAUAAUAAUUAUCAAAAAACAUCCAUUAUCACAAUAAACAGUGCUGAUUAUCCUUCUCAACAGUCAACAACAAUUACUAAACCACAUUUACCAGUAAAACCUCGAACAACAACUGCGUCACUUAAUAACGAAAUCACGAAACUUUAG
Molecule: messenger RNA, 2211 nt
Organism: Anisakis simplex (herring worm)
Lineage: Eukaryota; Metazoa; Nematoda; Chromadorea; Rhabditida; Anisakidae
Source: the annotation of a GenBank genome assembly